Daucus carota subsp. sativus is the source of this 3451-nucleotide messenger RNA. Its product is annotated as pentatricopeptide repeat-containing protein At1g62930, chloroplastic-like. The transcript has 4 exons. The record is from RefSeq and is a predicted model, not a curated record. Gene Ontology annotation, molecular function: protein binding. NCBI's taxonomy places the organism in Eukaryota, Viridiplantae, Streptophyta, Magnoliopsida, Apiales, Apiaceae. The coding region runs from base 159 to 1751 and encodes 530 amino acids.
GCAAAAGCAGAGUUACUGAAAGAACUCAAGAAAGGAUUAGUCAUAGUAUAGAAUAGAAAGAUGAUGAAGCAGAAGGGAGCUUCAAUUACUUCCAUGAGAUGGAAGCAGUGGAAGGUUGGUUUCGAUAAACUCGAAGAUGCUCUUCAAGUGUUUGGUAAAUGCUCCUUAUGAAACCUCUGCCUACUGUUAUCGACUUCAAUCAACUGUUAGCCGCCCUCGUUAAAAUGAAACACUACUCCGUAGCUGUCUCCCUAUUCAGGGAUAUGUGUGUUCGAAGCAUCCCCCUUGAUAUAUUUACCUUCAACACUGCCAUUAACUGUUUCUGUUACUUGAAUCGUGUCGAUUUUGCAUCUUCAUUAUUGGCUGGAAUCAUCAAGCACGGUUUUGUCCCUGAUGUGGUUACUUAUACCACACUCAUCAGGGGCCUUAUUUCCCAAGAUAUGCCUCAUGAGGCUCAGCUUUUGUUCCAGAACCUCAUCAGAUUUCAACUUUUUAAACCCAAUGUUGUUACCUAUAACACAAUCAUUCACGGCAUCUGCAAGAGAGGAAAUCCUUCUGUGGCUGUCAAGUUGUUCAAAAUUAUAGAGAAGAAAGGUUGCAGGCCUGAUACGGUAACUUACAACACAAUUAUUGACUGUUUGUGUAAGCAUAGAUUAGUUGAUCAAGCAUUGGGUCUUCUCCACCAAAUGACAAGGAAAGACAUAUCUCCAGAUGUUAUAACCUACAACUCAUUAAUUCAAGGGUUGUGUGACAUUAAUCGAUGGCAUGAUGUUAAACAAUUGCUCAAGGAGAUGGAUGUUAGGAACAUUUCUCGAGAUGUUUUUACUUACAAUAUAUUGGUUGAUGCAUAUGGCAAAGAAGGAAUGAUUGAAGAUGUAGAGGAUGUGAUAGAGUUGAUGAUUCAAAGAGGAGAAUAUCCUGGUUUAGUUACUUACAAUUCACUCAUGGAUGGAUACUGCUUGCGGCGAGAGGUUGAUAAAUCAUUAGCAGUGUUCGAAAGCAUGAAGAGAAAGGGAAUAUUGCCUGAUACUCUUAGCUAUAAUAUCCUCAUCAACGGUUAUUGUAAGAAGUUUAAAGUGGACAGAGCCAUAGAUCUUUUUCAACAAAUGCCCGAUGAUGGUUUAACCCCAACUACUGAGACUUACAAUACUAUACUGCAAGGUUUUUUUCAUGUGGGUAGACAUGUUGAAGCCCGGAAAUUUUUUAAGGAAAAGAUGAUUAACCAAGGUGUUGAAUUGGAUAAAGUCACAUGCUCUAUCUUGUUGCAUGGUCUUUGCCAGAAUAGUUAUGUUGUUGAAGCACUAUCCUUUUUUCAAAUACUGGAAUCGAGGGGGUUAGUUCCUGAUAUACAUGUUUACAAUAUUCUGAUUGAUGGACUAAGCAAAAAUGGACAUCUAGAGAAUGCAAGAAGCCUUUUUGACAACCUUCCUUUGAAAGGUUUGCGGCCUAAUGUCAAGACAUUCACAAUGAUGAUCCAAGCAUAUUCUCAUGAAGGGUUAUUUGAGGAAGCAAAUGACCUCUUCUGGGAAAUGGAAGCAAAUGAUUGCUUGCCGGAUAAUGUGACCUACAAUACACUUAUGCAUGGUUAUUUACACAGUAAGAAGUACUAUGAAGCAGGUGUACUCCUGGAUGAAAUGCGUACUCGCGGCUUUAAAGCAGAUGCAUCUACCGCGUCUGCUUUACUGGAUUUACUUGAAGUGCAAGAACAGGAUCCCGCUCUCCUUGCUUUGCGCAAGAAGUACUUGCCGUAGGUGUAACAAAAGGAGAGUGGUAAGAUACAUAAUCUUAUCUAUUUUGCCAACAUUUUCCAAGGGUUUGAUAACCAAAUUUGCAGGCAUUAACAGUCGUGAUAAUGGCAUGUAGUAUAGAUAGAGGCUGUGCUACUACACUGUCAGAUGUCAUUGUUGUAUACCUUGUUGUUCUUCUCCUAUCGAGUAGUUUAUUUUUUCAACGCACUGCAGUUACAAGUUGUUGGGGUUCAUUAUAUAUAAAUUUUUUAAAAAUUAUUUAUGUUUCACAUGAACGUCCUUUUUUGUUUUUGCAUCGACUCUUUGUCUGUAGUAUGUCGAAUCGUUCUAAUGUCCUUGGUACAUGAGUUGACAAUUGACGUGAACACUUUAUAUAGGUUAAAUGUAGUCAGAUAGACUAGAUCUUCAAUCCAAAGAAAUGAAGAGCCUGUAUUAUGAGGGGGGGGGGGGGGGGGACCAGUGGUUUUGGUGGCUUUUUGAAACCUUGUCGAUGGGCCUAUAUGAGAUCUAUGUUUAUAUUCCAUCUUCGUGAAUGGAUGUACUCUUAAUAUCAUAUUAUUUUGAAAGAACUUUGGAUUAGAUAUGGCAAUUGUCUGAAUGUUGGCCAGGAGUCUGUAUCUUCCCUUUAACAGCGCAUGUCUUUAAUAUCUAAUUUUCUGGUUCCUAUGUUCCCCAGAUUCAAUAUUUUGUUGAGGUUCAAGACUUUAAUAUUUUUUACAAGACGACUUAAAGACUAUUGAGAUUGAGGUAUACUAUUAUCUAAGGUAUACUAUUCUCCAUUGUCCUUUGUUUAAUCAAUGAAUGAAAUAUUUAUUGUAUUUAUGGCGAAGAUACUAUUAGUUUGUCAUGAUUUGUAGUCCUUAUUUUGAUAGACUAUCUUUAAUGUAGUGGGUUAAUAUUUUUUGUUAAAUGUUGGUUGGACUAUCAAACACGCUUUUUAUGGAAGAGAUAUCUACUUGUUUGGACAGUUCAACAACAUAUGAACUUGUUGAUUCACUGCGCCAUGUGGUUUUAUUCUUCAAGAAACUGCUCUCAUCUUUCUUUUGCAGCCAGCCCCGAAAAUGACUGUGAGGGAAACCUUGGAAUUUUCUGCCAGAUGUCGGGGAGUUGGAUGACUCUAUGCUACGAAGAACCGGGGAACCAAAGCAACAAUAGAGAACUGUAAUGAAAAGGAUUACUCUACGGCAACAGUAUGUGGUAGAGACCGGCCAAAACUACUAUUUGAUAUUGUGUGUGCCCACACAGCCAUGUAUUGUUUUCACAGCUAUUCAUAUAAUUUAUUAUGCAGAUGAUGAUCUUUCCUGGUUAUUGAAUUUUUAAAACUUAUGGCAAUCAAGUUUUUAACACGGCUUAGUUUAAUAACCUGCUGAUUAGUAUCUGGUUACAUGAAAUUCACAGGAGUAUUACAUUCGGCACAAGAAUGUCUUCCCCCUCCUAAACGUGGAUGAUGGAUGCCAAAAGGCCUGUGGUAACUAAACAUUUGAUUGCAGCAGUUGAAACGAGAGUUUCACAUGUUAGAUGUCCAGCUGUCCGCGCUCAAUAUAUUAGGCACUGUAAAUUUGGGUUUGGAUACAGCAACCAGAGUACCUGUGAUUCUUUGUAAGUUGAUUCUACAUUAUAUAUUCGAUGUAAUUUGAGUUUCACCUGUGAUUCUUUGGCCUGUGUUGUAGUGAAAUUAGCAGAAAGCCAUUUUUUAUGUUUCA